This is a messenger RNA of Phyllopteryx taeniolatus (common seadragon), 4866 nucleotides long. RefSeq names its product family with sequence similarity 219 member Ab (gene fam219ab). Bases 965 to 1540 code for a protein of 191 amino acids. Lineage: Eukaryota; Metazoa; Chordata; Actinopteri; Syngnathiformes; Syngnathidae. The record is from RefSeq and is a predicted model, not a curated record. The transcript has 6 exons.
AAACAGCCACACUUAAAGUUGUAUUUUCCAAAUGCUACUGAUGAUUUCAAAUUUUAGGCAUUCAUAGUAAAUGCAAUCCUUUUUAACAGAGCCAAUGGUGGUAGCCCAUUGAAAUACGUACACAUCCUUUUGGAACAGUAAAGGCAAAAGUGCAUAACACUAAGGACAAACAGCUUCAUAAAAAUCAUGUGAGUUGCACAAUUUACAUGUGUUGCCUUCAAACUUUGCGGAUACAAGUGCAGAAAUGAUCCUAACUACUCAUUAAAUUCUCAUCUUUAUACAAUCCUAAUAAGGGUAAAGACAUGCAAUAGUUUUGACACGUUUGCCAUCUCAUCCAUAUUCAUUCAUAUUUCAGAAAUAACACCAUUUAUUUUGCCGUCUGCUAUUGUGUGUGAAUGCAAAAUGUCUGCCUCAUCCUGGCACUUCAGCUCACAGAUCCCUCUGGUGUAUUGCAACAACAUUAUGAGACUCUCUUCAGUGGAAUUAAUAGUAAGGACUGUUUGAGUUACAAAAAAAGGACUGUUUUUAAAAGGAAAAAAAGAAAAAAAAACAACUCUGAAGACACAAAGACGCUUUGGUGUUAGUUUUAUGGAAAAAGGCAUAUUAGGUAACAGAAGGAAAAUCUUAUUUAUCCAAAAAUAUAAUUGGUAUCUUCAGAAAAACAUAACCUAAAAAUAAUAAUCAUCAAUAUCAAUCAUUUCUGCAAAAGAAACGAUUCACGUGGCGUCUGAAAUGAGAUGCUGAAGGGCCUCGGCAGGGUCCCCGGGCCUCAGCUUGCCUGGGCCAAACCGGAAGUGGGCGGCGGCCCAGUGGUCACCGGUCACCCCACCAGCACCGUCAGCACGCCCCAGCUGGGAUGUAGGGGUCGUUCUUAUGAUUUGCCGUCUGAUUGGAGCCCCGCCGGCAUCCCGUUCCAAAGGCGUUGCCGUCGUCCGUCGAGUUCGGUGAAAAAGGAGGCGACGUGAUGGAGGAGAUGGACAGAUUCCAAGUGCCCAAUGCCGCGCAGGAGGCGGACACGCAGGCUGAGAUGCAGCCGCUGGACCCGGCUUCCUCCACGGCCUCGGAAGCCGACUCAGACACUCGAGAGGGGGAACCCGUCACAAUCAACUACAAGCCGCCGCCCCUGCAGAUGAAAAUAGAGAAACAGCGAGAGCUGGCCAGGAAGAGCUCAUUGAAGAAUGGCAACAGUGGGGGCAGUCCAGUCAACAAUCAGCCUAAGAAGAACAACGUGAUGGCCAGAACAAGGUUGGUAGUGCCCAAUAAAGGCUAUUCCUCAUUAGACCAGAGUCCUGAUGAGAAGCCCUUGGUUGCGUUAGACACAGACAGUGACGAUGACUUCGACAUGUCAAGAUACUCGUCGUCGGGAUACUCCUCUGCUGAGCAAAUCAACCAAGAUCUCAACAUCCAGCUGCUGAAGGACGGUUACCGCUUGGAUGAGAUACCGGAUGACGAGGACCUGGAUCUGAUCCCGCCCAAAUCAGUCAACCCGACAUGCAUUUGCUGCCAGGCGACCCCCUCUGCCACCUGUCAAAUCCAGUAACCCUGCCGCCUCCGUUGCAGCAUAACCCCCAUGUCCAUCUUCUGCGUUUUCCUCGCUGUCGAGACUGUCGGCAGUGAGGCGUUGGUAGAAAAUAUAGUACCAAGUAAAAUGUGCUAAAAUAGGAAUGACCAUUCCAUUAAUUUAUAAUAUUUUUUUUUAAACUGUGAGAAGGAAAAGGGUGAAAAUAGUCAUUAUGUACUAGUCACAAAAUGUUUGGGAUUUGGGGAUUUCGGGUGAAAUUUCAUGAAUCUCUUCAAUUGAUCAACAGUAUCUCACCAUUGUGAGGCUUCUAACAGGCUGUUCUUAGAGAGAAGUAACAAUUGAACUCAAGCGUGUCAUCUGCAGGUUGUGACGAAGAUACAGGGAGACUGGAAGAGUCACAGAAAGGCACAGAUUUUUUUUUAACACCUGUUGUGAAUUUUGCCAUUCAGCUCCUUGUUUGUGUCCAAGCCAAUUGAACCUCACGCACAUAACCGACUCGCUGCAAUGGAAAAACCGCAACUGAAAAACUGUACACACACAAACUGCGGUGUACGUUUUGAAGAGCCACAUACAGUUUACUACGGCAAUAUUUUUUAUUGAACCACACACCGCAUGGUGUGAUUGUCAAGGAAGAAGCGGAUUCCCGACAACAACCAAUUCCAAUGAAGUUGGGACGUUGUGUUAAACAUAAAUAAAAACUGAAUACAAUGAUUUGCAAAUCAUGUUCAACCUAUAUUUCAUCGAAUACACUACAAAGACAAGAUAUUUAAUGUUCAAACUCAUAAACUUUAUUGUUUUUAGCAAAUAAUCAUUAACUUAGAAUUUUAUGGCUGCAACACAUUCCGAAAAAGCUGGGACAGGUGGCAAAAAAGAAUGCUCAUCAAACACCUGUUUGGAACAUCCCACAGGUGAACAGGCUAAUUGGGGGCCAUGAUUGGGUAUAAAAGGAGCUUCCCUGAAUUUCUCAGUCAUUCACAAGCAAAGAUGGGGCGAGGUUCACCUCUUUGUGAACAAGUGUGUGAGAAAAUAGUUGAACAGUUUAAGGACAAUGUUCCUCAACGUACAAUUUCAAGGAAUUGAUGGUAUGGGGCUGUGUUAGUGCCAAUGGCAUGGGUAACUUACACAUCUGUGCAGGCACCAUUAAUGCUGAAAAGUACAUAGAGGUUUUGGAGAAACAUAUGCUGCCAUCCAAGCAAUGUCUUUUUCAUGGACAACCCUGCUUAUUUCAGCAAGACAAUGCCAAACCACAUUCUGCACAUGUUACAACUGCGUGGCUUCGUAGUAAAAGAGUGCGGGUACUAGACUGGCCUGCCUGCAGUCUAGCUAGACAUGUCUCCCAUUGAAAAUGUGUGGCGCAUUAUGAAGCGUAAAAUACGACAACGCAGACCCUGGACUGUUGAACAGCUGAAGCUGUACAUCAAGCAAGAAUAGGAAAGAAUUCCACCUACAAAGCUUCAACAAUUACUGUCCUCAGAUCCCAAACGUUUGUUGAAUGUUGUUGUUAAAAGAAAAGACCCUGUCCCAGCUUUUUUGGAACGAGUUGUAGCCAUAAAAUUCUAAGUUAAUGAUUAUUUGCUAAAAACAAUCAAGUUUAUCAGUUUGAACUUUAAAUAUCUUGUCUUUGGAGUGUAUUCAAUUAAAUAUAGGUCGAACAUGAUUUGCAAAUCAUUGUAUUCUGUUUUUAUUUAUGUUUAACACAACGUCCCAACUUCAUUGGAAUUGGGGUUGUAAUACAAAGAGAGGAAACAGGCGAGAAAUAAAGAAAAGAGAUUGUGACUAUUUGAGAGGCUCUUGGCAAUUAUCGCCCCAUCUGCACUCGGGUAUUUUGGCGAAAGAGACUCCAUGGUUCACAUUUUAGCCACAAGUGCAUAUGAAAUUAUUAAUAUAGUUCAAGAAUUAUUGUAAAACACAAUACAUACUGUAUUGGUUACGGCUUGGUGUUGGGUCGGCCGAAUCCAGCUUCAUACCCAGAAAUGUCAUUUUUGUUCGGAAUGCGCUCAUGAAUUUUGGCAACAGAGACUCUCCACGCUUUGCUUUUUAGCCACAGGUAAGUAUGCAGUUAUCAAUAUAGUCAGUCAUUGAACAGUUGGACAUGUGCUUUCAAGGUUUAGAAAAGGGUCAAAAUGUGUUCACCUGCAAAGGUUAGAAUGCAUUUUAGGCUCAUCCUGAAAUUUCACCCAAAAGCUGAAUAUCCGUAGCUUUUUGUAACGCGUGUAUACUUGAUCGUAUGGUAUAUGAAAGCAGUUGUUUGCCUCCUAUGGUAGGACAUGCACUUCGCCUCGAAAUGUUGUAAAACCAUGAUGAUGUUGCCGACUCAGCUGCUCCACUUACCUAAAAAAAGGGUUUACAAUUUUAAUAAUAAUAUAAUAAGAAGAAUUGUAUUUUUAUUUAAUUUAUUUUUUUGGUCUUAUUUUCAUGAGUUUAACAAGUUUGAUUGUUGUGUGUUGCCGCGGCAAAAGGCAGCAGUCUUGGUGCUCCAAGUACUGUAAACAUUGUACCGUACAAGGUUGCGAUGUAGCACAGGUCAGGCCGCACUCACUCCCCCUUCCCAUCCAUUCACCUUCUUUGUCUACUGUCUGUGAACGUCUCAUGACAGGCUGUCGAGAUGAAUGUAGGAACAUGGAACAUGGCUGUAGAGCAAAAUGCGUGACGACCACUGAACUAGAUAACUGAAAAGGGAAGUUCAAAAGGAACACUUGCACAUUUCAUUUUCCCCCUUUCCAGCAUGUUGUGACUGUGUUGUAUUAUUUUCAUUUGCACAUUUGUUUUAACCUUUAUGGGCCUUUUUCGUGCACAGCACAGAUACUGUUUCGCCAUAGGUAUUGAAAAAGUGUUUCAAGAAGGGCGAUUGCUGUAGAGUAUAUACUUACAAGGCACGAGGCCAAAGGAUAAAGUAUUUCAUGCCAUUUCCACCCUUAAAGGUUUGUACAUUUUAUAGUGCCCAGCAUUAGACACUCCUGUCUUUGCACACAAACACACACACACACACAUGCAUGUAAUGUACAUAACUACCAUGCCAAUGUGAAUAGUUGGUGGGGAACUGUGGGACUUGCAGCUUCAGUUACUGUCAUAGCUCCCUUAAAUUAACUGAUUAUUUGCAGUUAGAGUUGCCUUAAGUACAAACAAGUUAACAAGACGUUUUUAUUUGUUGCCAUGAAUUACUUUGUUUUAAUUAACAUGCUGUAACUUGAUCGGAUUUUUUUAACCUUAAAACAUGUGUGUUUCAAUAAUUGUUUUACAUUACCGGUAAUCGUUUUUGUAUCAUAUAAACUUGCAUUAUGGUAUUUAACAUUGUUAUUGUUAUGUGUGGUGUAUGUAAUAAAUAAACAGCUAAUGGAACAUUA